Striga asiatica is the source of this 1742-nucleotide messenger RNA. NCBI's taxonomy places the organism in Eukaryota, Viridiplantae, Streptophyta, Magnoliopsida, Lamiales, Orobanchaceae. The record is from the annotation of a GenBank genome assembly.
UUUCUUUCUUUCUUUUUUUUUUUGUAUGUAGCUGUUUGUUUAUUCAUUUGUUCUUAAGGAUCCUUUUUUAGUUUUAUAAAAUGGGUUGGUGACUAUCCCCCGUUUUCCCUUCAAUCAAAUUAGAAAAAAAUAGCAGCUUGGCUAACUGACUGAAUUAUGUUCGAUUGUGAUCCAAUUUUUUCUUUUUUAAGUUUUCUUUUGCCAAUUCUAUUCAAUAUAUGUUUAAUAUGGGUCGCCCAGUACUAGAUGAAUUGAGGGAGAAUAUGGAUUGUGUGACCAAUUUUUUUUGUGACCAAUUUAUUUUUAUUUUUAUAUUUUUUAAAUUGUUAGAAGAUUUUAGCAGAUCCUGUAAGGAAUAAUCAUAUGUAAUAUAACUUUAUUAUCUUCCCAUGUUGCUUGUUAAACUUGAUCAUAUUAGCAUGUGUAACCAAUGUUAGUCCAUUUACUUUAGCAGAAAUGGCGUCUCCGGACCAUGAUGAGGAUAUUGCUGAAGGGGAUUUUUUGGAUGAAAGUGAUAUAAUAAAUGAGUAUGAUGUUGAUGAAGAAGAGCUUCCAGACGCAGAUGAGGAAGGUGGCUCUGAUGGAGAAGACGAUUCUGACGGGGUUGAUGAUUCAACACAUAUAUUCACUGGUCAUACAGGUGAACUGUAUGCUGCUGCAUGUAGUCCAACAGAUGCUGCUUUAGUGGCAACUGGAGGUGGAGAUGAUAAAGGAUUUUUGUGGAAGAUUAAUCAAGGAGACUGGGCUUUUGAGUUGCAAGGUCACGUGGAGACUGUAUCCAGUUUAUGCUUCAGUGCGGAUGGACAAUUGCUUGCUUCCGGAAGCUUGGAUGGAAUUGUUAAAGUGUGGGACAUAGCCAGAGGCGAACUGAAGUGUACCCUUGAUGGUCCUAGCGGAGGAAUUGAGUGGGUCCGUUGGCAUCCAAAAGGGCAUUUAGUCUUGGCCGGUUCAGAGGAUUCCUCUAUUUGGAUGUGGAAUGCUGACAGAGCUGCUUAUCUGAAUGUUUUCAACGGUCAUGGGGGCAGUGUCUCAUGUGGCGAUUUUACACCUGAUGGUAAAACAAUUUGUAGUGGUUCUGAUGAUGCAACUUUGAGAAUUUGGAACCCAAAAACCGCAGAAAUUAUCCAUGUUGUUAGAGGUCAUCCUUAUCAUACUGAAGGGCUCACAUGCUUGACUAUAAACUCCGACUCUACCCUUGUGCUUAGUGGUUCGAGUGAUGGCUCUGUUCAUGUUGUCAAUAUAUCAAGUGGAAGGGUGGUUGUCAUUUCUUUGAGCGCCCAUUCAGAUUCAGUCGAGUGUGCUGCAUUUGAACCAAGUGCUCGACAAGAUAGUUGGAGGGCAGCUACAGGUGGCAUGGAUAAGAAGCUCGUCAUCUGGGAUCAGCAUUCUUCACCUCGUUGCAUAUGCGAACAUGAGGAAGGAGUCACCUGUUUGGUGUGGCUUGCUGGCUGUAGAUAUAUAGCCACUGGCUGUCUUGGCGGGAAAGUACGAUUGUGGGACAGUCUCUCAGGAGAUUGUGUCAAAACAUUCAGAGGGCAUUCGGAUGCCAUUCAGUCUAUAGCUUUGUCUUCGAGUGGCGAUUUUCUAGUAUCGGUUUCGAUUGAUGGUACUGCUCGGGUGUUUGAGAUAGCUGAGUUCAAGUGAGAAGAAAAACGAGCAGCUCUUGAUUACAUUUGUGUUGCUAGUAGUUUUGUAGAUGGCGUGCUUUCUGUUUCUUUUUUCCUUUUUUUUUUUUUUUGGAA